Molecule: messenger RNA, 6270 nt
Organism: Acipenser ruthenus (sterlet)
Lineage: Eukaryota; Metazoa; Chordata; Actinopteri; Acipenseriformes; Acipenseridae
Exons: 4
Coding region: 1587-5228 (1213 amino acids)
Biological process (GO): proteolysis; DNA integration
Molecular function (GO): aspartic-type endopeptidase activity; zinc ion binding; nucleic acid binding
Source: RefSeq, a predicted model, not a curated record
GAAAUUACAUACGUUAUAAAUGUUACAUACAGGUCAUAAACUCGUAUGUAACUGUUCAUUUUGACUCAUAAUAUGCCUAAAAAGAGUUGAGUAAUAUUUGAGAUAUUUUAAGAGAAUAUGUUAAUAUUAUUUUUAGACAGUUAUAAUUCCAAUGCUUAAGCUGUGAUGGCCUCCAUGAUCACUUUGACAGAUUUGCUUAAGGCACGGAUGUAACAGACAGACACCAUAUGUCUGUCCAAAGUUAUGAACGUAGAUAUAUUUUACAAUAGGAAUUUAAGAAUAAAUGCAGCCUAUAAUCAUUAUUAUUAAGCUUCAUAAUAUUUAUUUUGCUUUAUAUUACUUUAUGGAGGGGUAUAUUUGUAACUGGGACAAACAUAUUGUUUUUCACACCAUUUCCUAACAUAUAAAGUGUGGUUCUAAAGUCUUGUAAUCACUUCUGAGAAUAACUAUGUAACCGUGCACACAAUUUAAUGGGAUAAUGAGGUUCACUUGAAACAUGAGGAGACUGACAAUCAAGUUAAGAGGGUACACAAGAAACAAUGUGUCUCGCUCUUGUUCUGAGAGUGGGACAUUAAAUGCUAAGGCAGCUACAAUGAGCGGCUAUAGAAGUAAAAUUAAACAAGACCCAGAAAAAUGGAUGGAGCACAAAGUGAGUGAAGCUAAAAGGUUACGUGAAUGUAGGCUUCUAAUGUCAGAGGAGAAAGUGCAGGAAAAUAGGGAGAAAUCAAGACAGUGUAUGCAGCAAUACAGAGAAAGAAAAAAAAAAGAAAAACAGAAGGCAUUGCUGAUGAACCACAGAAAAAACAACCUUGUACAAGAUCAACUGAAGAAAGACCAGCCAAAGUGAAUACUGGAAGCUGAAAAAGCAUGAACAACGGGCUAACGUCAUCUAAAAAAAAAAAAAAGACAUGAGAGAGAAAAAGAUAAAGUGCAAAAAUGCAAAAAAGAAAAAAUAAGAAAUGUAUUGCAGUACCUAAAAAUACUUGCACAACACCAUCCUCUACUCCUGUCUCUCCAAACUUUGUAAACUCUAGUGCACAAAGGAAAGCAGUAUAUAGAGUAAAAAAACAGAUGCCACAAAAUCCAUCUAAGUCUGCCGAUAUUGUAUCCUCACUGAUUUUUAAGGCCAGUCCCAGGAAGAGAGCAGUUCUCAUAGAAAAAUGAGUUGAAAUUCAACAGUCUCAAAGACAGUCUCUUCAAGAUUGCAUGCAGAAGACACUGCAUGAACUAGACAGAAAGAGUAAACUAGUAUUUACCAGAAAGAUGGCAAAGACACACUUGAAAAAAAUUGGAGACCAAAUCACUUUGUCCCAUGCCUUUGUCCCAUGCCUUCCUGACUUGUUGCAAGUAGUGGAUUUCACCAAAGGAAGUGAAGCACCAGAAAAGGAUUCCGUGGAGGACACUGAAGAUAUUUGGGAUUUUAACAGCAGCAACAUCAUGGUUGUUCAUGAACUGUCUACAGGGAAUCCACCAGUGGAUGACCAUGAGGGGUGUGCGAAAGAAACCUGGAAUAAUGAUGUUAAGGAACAAGGAAACAGAGAUGGUGCCACCAGCCGGGACAUCUGGCCAGGUCAUGCCCCGCUGCCAUGGAGUGUGACGUGGCCGCGUGCAAUUGGGCACCUGAGACUGGUAAGCGUGGGGAAAAUGGUCGGGAGGGGCCUUGUCUGAUUAAUGUGGUGUUAGGGAAUGUGAAAACCCACGCAUUAGUGGACACAGGGUGUGAGCAAACCUUGAUUAGGACAGCUCUCCUGGGCGGUGUGUCGUGGCGGCCACGAGGUCAGGUGGCCAUCUCCUGUAUCCAUGGAGACACGGCGGCAUACCCCACAUUAAAAGUAUAUUUAUCGGUAGGACCGAUAAAACGUCACCUGGUAGUUGGGGUGGCGGAAAGGUUGCCACACCCAGUUAUUCUGGGCCGAGACUGGCCAAAAUUCAAAGAAUUGAUGAAAAAAAUGGCAGUCUCAGCCACACACGUAAACGUGGCAGAGAAAAAAAAAAAGGAACGGAUUGGUGAUGUGUUUCCUUUUCACACUGAAAUGUUUUCCCCUCUUUUCCGUCCUAGAAAAACGAAUAAGGAGAGACGGACCGCAAAAUGGGAGGGAGCGUUGUUGAGACAAGGCUGGGGUCUGGUGGGAGAGUGCUGCAAUGGUAACAAACGCCAGUCGAAGGGAGUGGGAACGCAGUGUGACCGAGAGAGCGAGGUUACUGGACCGACUAGAGCAGAUGUUAUUCCAGCCCCUCUCGAUGUACCGGACCCGUGGUACUCAAGCGCGGACCUAGUGUGGGGCCAACAUAACGACCCGUCACUGGUGCACGCUUGGGGACAGGUCCGGUCCAUUGAAGGUAAGGAUGUUGACGGCGCUGGGGCGCUAGUAUAUCCACACUUCAGUAUCAAGGGGCAAUUACUGUAUAGGGUAAACCUAGCCGCGGGCACAGGACAGCCUGUAACACAAUUGUUGGUUCCCCCGUCUUGUCGGCUGGAGGUCAUGAGGCUGGCGCAUGAUAUCCCUUUUGCGGGGCACCUCGGAGCCGAGAAGACGAGGGAACGGAUAUUGGCUCGAUUCUAUUGGGUAGGUCUUCAUACUGAUGUGUCGAAAUAUGUAGCCACAUGCCCAGACUGCCAGCGAGUAGCGCCGGGUCGAGUGCGCCCCUCCCCUUUGGUCCCACUGCCGAUUAUUUCCACUCCUUUCGAGCGCAUUGCAAUGGACAUAGUCGGCCCUUUGCUACCUUCUGACUCCGGGUAUACGCACAUUUUAGUAGUGGUGGAUUAUGCAACGCGAUACCCGGAGGCAGUUCCAUUGAGGUCCACUAGUGCCGCUGCAAUAGCCACCGAGUUAGCACAGAUUAUGGCCAGAGUAGGGAUCCCCAAGGAGAUUUUGACCGAUCACGGAACUAAUUUUUUGUCCAAUACGUUACAGCAGGUGUACAAAAUAUUAAAAAUACGUCCCAUCAGGACGUCCGUUUAUCAUCCACAAUCGGACGGUCUGGUGGAACGUUUUAAUCAGACCUUAAAGUCGAUGCUGAGGCGAUUUGUAACACAAGAGCAGAAACAUUGGGCAUCACUUCUCCCCUACCUCCUUUUUGCAGUGAGAGAAGUGCCGCAGAGUUCAACGGGGUUCUCCCCCUUUGAGCUCCUGUACGGCCGGCAGCCUCGCGGCAUUCUCGACCUGCUGAGAGAGGGGUGGGAGAAGCACAAAGGCUCGUCUAAAAAUGUGGUGAAGUAUGUGCUCCUACUCAGAGAUCGCCUGGAUUUGGUCGGUCGUUUGGCCCAAGACAACCUCAGAUCGGCUCAGCACCGACAAGAGCAGCAUUAUAACAAAAAUGCACGGAUUCGAACCUUUCGACCAGGGGACAAGGUAAUGCUGCUACUUCCCUCAUCAGAGUCAAAACUGUGUGCUAAAUGGCAGGGGCCGUAUGAGGUGAUUCGGGCUAUAGGGAAAGUAAAUUAUGAAAUUAGACAGCCCGAUCGCCGGAAUGAACGUGAAAUUUACCACAUUAAUUUGUUGAAGCCCUGGCAGGCAAGAGAGGUCUUAUUUAUAGCCCCAGGCAAUAUGGAGGAUGAUUUAGGUCCCUGUCCAGAGACCCCGAGCACAAGAGCGAUUUCAAUGGGGGAACAAUUAGUUCCGGAUCAGCAAAGAGAGCUGCGUAAGCUUAUUGAGGAGUUCAGUGAUGUUUUUUCUGAUGUGCCCGGCAGGACGAACUUAGUUGAAUAUGACAUUAUCUCUCCUCCAGGUGUCACAGUGCGAGAGAGACCGUACCGGAUCCCGGAAAGUCGACGAAGUGGCGUUCGCAAAGAGGUGUGGGAUAUGCUCGAGCUUGGAGUGAUUGAACCUUCCAGGAGCGAGUGGUGCAGUCCUAUUGUAAUAGUGGCUAAGAAGGACGGCACCAACCGCUUCUGCGUAGAUUUCAGAAAGGUGAAUGCUAUUGCCAAGUUCGAUGCGUAUCCCAUGCCUCGGGUCGACGAACUUUUAGACAGACUGGGAAAAGCGAGGUUUAUUUCCACUCUGGACCUGACGAAGGGAUACUGGCAAAUCCCUCUAACCCGCAGCUCCAGAGAGAAAACCGCAUUUUCAACACCAGAGGGGCUGUUCCACUUUAAAACCAUGCCAUUUGGGCUACAUGGUGCGCCCGCUGCCUUUCAGAGACUGAUGGACCAGGUUUUACGCCCACAUCAUGAAUAUGCAGCAGCGUAUAUUGAUGACGUGGUGAUUUACAGCUCCACCUGGCGAGAGCAUUUGGCUAGGGUUGCAGCCGUUCUUCAGUCUCUAAGGGCAGCCCGGCUGACAGCUAACUUGAGGAAAUGUGCGUUUGCCAAGACAGAGACUCAAUAUUUGGGAUUUUUAAUGGGGAAUGGAAGGGUGAGACCUGUGGUCACCAAAAUCCAGGCUUUGGUUGAUGCGGCGAUCCCCAAAACCAAGACUCAGGUGAGGUCACUACUGGGCUUAGCCGGUUAUUACCGCCGCUUCAUCCCCGAGUACGCCACAGUGGUUAACCCGUUAGUCGACCAAAUUUGCGCCAAGAGUGCGCCAAAUUUAAUUAAAUGGUCAGCUGAGUGUCAGGGGGCGUUUGAUACGAUUAAGCGUAAACUUUGCCAGGCCCCCACUCUUAUUACCCCAGAUUUCACCAAGAGAUUCAUCCUCCACACCGACGCCUCGGAUGUAGGGUUGGGUGCAGUCUUGUCCCAAAAAGUAGCUGGAGUAGAACACCCGAUAUUGUACAUAAGCAAAAAAAUGUUACCUCGGGAACGCAACUACUCCGUAGUCGAAAAAGAGUGUUUAGCCAUUAAAUGGGCUACUCACUCUUUACGAUACUACCUGCUGGGACACUCAUUUGAUCUUGUCACAGACCACGCCCCACUCAAGUGGUUAAGCACAAUGAAGGACAGCAAUGCCCGGAUAACUCGGUGGUAUCUGGCAUUGCAGCCCUUCAUGUACCAUAUGGUACACCGUGCGGGGAAAGACCACCAAAAUGCGGAUUAUUUUUCCCGGGAGGGGGGAGCAAUGGGAAAGGUAGAUUUAGCCGAGUGUUCCUUCGGCUCCACUCUGAGCGGUGGGAUAUGUGACAGAAAUACAAUGAGUUCUGGUGAUAAAUCUUCCUCCCGACCUGUGAGGGCGCUAAAGAACGGGAGGAGAAGUAUCUGGAAGGGCUGGCCUGACAGUUCGUUUCCGGGACCGGAAAGUGGGUCAGCCUGGAAGGAAGCGAGACUCUGUUGUAAGACCGUAUUGAUUUGACAGGUAAACGAGGGGCAGCUGCAAGUAAAAGGCAGCUGCAACCGUUUACCUAGAUAUCAUGCGGGAUUACAUAUAGGGGCCGGGGUAACGCUGUUCUUUUCCUUCGUUUGGGUUAAACCAAGGACCGAGAAGGACCUAAAAAUCUGUUCUGCUCUAAAAGAGCUGUGUGUGUGUGUUUGUGCGCUGGAGUGGCUGAAAACUAACUGUCUGUCUUGUUUCCGAAUCACCAGACAGCUAGAACAUAUCCGGAGCUGUCGCACUGGGCGAACACAAGCCGGAUCACCUCCUCACGUACUGUCACAACGUCCUGUGUAUUCACUCACCACAAUCACGACUGCACGCACCCGAGACGGGUGACCGUAUUCUUGUUUCUUUUGUUCAGGACUGUAUCCUGUGUUUUGUCAGCCCGAGCUUUACACAUCGUUGUGUAUUGCCGGGCUUAUUAUUUUGAGCACUAGACCAGUGCUGGCAAAUAAAGCCUAUUUUCCACUGGACUACCGUUGUCUGCUCAUUACUCCUGCACCGCAUCACUGCUACACAGCUACCCCUCACCACCCACUUUGCCACAACCACCCACACAGUAACCAGAGCAAUCAGAGAAGAGACUGGACUAAUGAGAAACUGCAGUAAUGCAUGCAACAAGAGAUGCAAUGAGAAAAGGGGCAAAAGAAAAAGCUGUUGAACAUGCAGCAAGCAAUGAGAGAAGGGACUGUGAUCAGGACAGUAUUGCACGCAGUAGCAGAUGCAAUGGAGCAGUGGAACCCAUUCAAAAGAGCAAUGAGACAUUAAUGAAUAAUAUCUAAGCACGAUAUGAGCAGGAAACAACACUGGAGCCCCAGUGCUCACUACAGUGUGCUGUCUCUGUAGGCAACAUUAACAUGGGACACUAACACUGGAGCCUCAGGGUUCACUACAGUGUGCUCUCUAUGUAGGCAACAUUAACAUGGGGCACUAACACUGGAGCCUCAGUGUUCACUACAUGUGCUCUCUCUGUAGGCAACAUUAACAUGGGACACUAACACUGGAGCCUCAGGGUUCACUA